UGCUCACGUUCAGACCGCCGGCGUCCGAGCGAGGGACUCAAACCCACGAUACACGCACAACCAGAGAUACAACUUUGAAAGUUAAGGGUAAUUAGAUAAAGAAGAGAGAAUGGGAUUGCCAGAUGCUUCCGGAGAUUUGUCAUCGGAAGUGGAGGUUCAUGCUUUCAGACGCCUCUUCCCUCUUCGUUUUUAUGAGCGUCAUCUCUCUGAAUCUAUCCGGCCUGAUGGUAGGCCACUUGGAAGAGCUAGAGAUACAACAAUAGCCCUUGGGGCUGUUGCAUCUGCUGAUGGGUCAGCAUUGGCAAAGAUUGGUUCAACUACAAUGUUGGCUGCUAUUAAAAUGGAAGUCAUGACUCCUUCCAUGGAGUCACCAGAUGAGGGCUGCUUAGCUAUUGAUUUCCACAUGCCUCCAAUUUGUUCUCCAAUUGUUAGGCCUGGCAGGCCAGCUGAGGCAGCACCAGUAGUGUCAAAACAAUUAUCUGACACUAUUUCAAGCUCUGUCAUGGCUGAUUUGAAAGAGUUAUCCUUGGUCAGUGGAAAAGCUGCUUGGAUGGCAUACUUGGACAUAUACUGUUUGGAUGCUGAUGGUGCUCUCUUUGAUGCUGCUUUACUUUCAGCUGUUGCUGCCUUGUCUCAUUUACAAAUCCCUGCUGUUUCCCUAAAUGAGGAUGGUAGAGUUGUUGUUGUGUCUGAGGAAGAUGAAGGAAAGCCGGAAAAGGAGCCUGUUAAUAGAGAGAAGAGGAAGCUCACGCUGAAAAGCAUUCCUUUCUCACUGACAUGCAUACUUCACAAGAACUAUAUCUUGGCAGACCCUACUGCAGAGGAAGAGUCCAUCAUGGAAACUCUUGUUACUGUGGUUUUGGAUUCAUCAAGUCAACUCAUUUCUCUUUAUAAGCCAGGCGGACCAGUUCUUGCUAAUACAUCUGCUAUUCAGGAUUCCAUUGCACUGACAAGGCAAAGAGUGAGGGAACUACAGAAGAUUUUAGAUGAAGCUAAUUCUGGUAUGGAGGUUGACUAGCUUUGAUAUUUAUUUUUUGAGGGGAAUAUCAUAUUGAUUAGUGCAGUUGGUGAGUAAUUAUGUUUUGCAUCUCUAUUUGUUUAUUCCUGGUUUCUGUAGUGACAUUGUUUACUCUAUAAAAAGGGUUCUGAAGAGUAGCGUCGAUAAUCAAUCUUGGUUGGAUAUGUGGUAGAUUUGUUCUUUGCAACUUCAGAGAAAUUGAGUAGCAUCUUUUUAUUCUUAAGGUUAAAUAAAGCACGACUUUGAUAAGAAGUCCAUCUAUCUCUUGGUAUAUCUUUACGACUCCACCAAGUUAAUUGUUGUUGACUUCCUUUGUAGUGUAAACAACUUCACUAAGGACAUCAUAUCUUUUUUUUUUUUUUUUUUGUUAAAAACUUAAGAAUUUUUUUUUCUUCUUUUUAUAUAUAUCUCUUGCCAUUAAAGUUUGAAGAAGUUGUACAACAAUACAUUGUUCUAGAUGGAGCUGAGUGGUGGAAAAUGCUUCUUGUUAUGAGUGGCUGGAAUAAAGGCUUUGAGGUUUACUUUUUACUUUUCACUUCAUUAGUAUAUAUG
Corylus avellana is the source of this 1570-nucleotide messenger RNA. RefSeq lists its product as uncharacterized. Gene Ontology annotation, molecular function: mRNA 3'-UTR AU-rich region binding. The record is from RefSeq and is a predicted model, not a curated record. NCBI's taxonomy places the organism in Eukaryota, Viridiplantae, Streptophyta, Magnoliopsida, Fagales, Betulaceae. Gene Ontology annotation, cellular component: nuclear exosome (RNase complex); cytoplasmic exosome (RNase complex). Gene Ontology annotation, biological process: U4 snRNA 3'-end processing; nuclear mRNA surveillance; exonucleolytic trimming to generate mature 3'-end of 5.8S rRNA from tricistronic rRNA transcript (SSU-rRNA, 5.8S rRNA, LSU-rRNA).